Trichoderma atroviride IMI 206040 is the source of this 2664-nucleotide messenger RNA. RefSeq lists its product as uncharacterized. The record is from RefSeq and is a predicted model, not a curated record. Gene Ontology annotation, molecular function: protein binding. Lineage: Eukaryota; Fungi; Ascomycota; Sordariomycetes; Hypocreales; Hypocreaceae.
GUCGUUGAAUCAUUCGCUUUGAUGCAUCGAGGGAUUGGCCCUCUAUUAUGGGGAAGCGUUAAGCUAACAAUGCUUACCGCCGUCGAAUGCGCCUCGUACUAUGAAGAACUCUCUAGACUCCUUAUGGAUCUUGGAAGAUACUGUCCGUGCUGGACAGAAUAUCACACGUUAUAUUCAAGUUCAAGUCAACUUCAAAAAACCCUUUGCAAUUUUUAUGCAUCGCUUGUUCGUUGCUGCAAGCGCGCGAUGGAAAUCGUCCCGCGCAAAGGGUCAAAUUUCUAUCUCAAUUCUGUGUGGCAAUCAUUCGAACCGGAACUUGUGCGAGAUAUAAAUGAUAUCAAAAGACAUAACAAAGAUAUUGAAGAAGCGCUAUUCCUCGCCCAAGCGCAGGUCGAUCUUCAAAACCAACAAUUCCAAAAUACGGAGCAGAGAGAAAGUUCAAAGGGGGCAAAGCUGAAAAGCCUUUUCAUUCGACAAAAUAGCCAAUUUAGUGAAAUGAAAACAUGGCAAGCGGAAAUGAUUUAUUUUAACUCCCCAAUUAUAGUUGGCUCGGGCAAGACUAUUCUCACAGCAAGUGUAAUUGACAAGCUGUUGACCGAAAAGCGUGGUCCAGAUGUCUUUAUCUCAUUCUUCUUUGUGCGGUACGAUGACCGGCAAUCACUGAAAGCCGAAGUCAUACUUAGAUCAAUCAUUCGACAGGCACUAAACCAGUGCGGAUUUGCGGAAGACGUCGAGAUUUUGCUGGAAAAGAUACAAGCCAGCUUAUCAUCUGGGUUAGAGGAACUUCUUGAAUUACUCCAAAAGAUUGUCACUGCAUUUAAAGUCCUCUACAUCAUAAUGGAUGGGGUAGACGAAUGUGAAAGGCAGGAUCGCAGUGAUAUUCUCCACGUCCUAUCCUCACUUGCGACAGCCACAUUGAAUACGAAAAUUUUCCUCGCCAGUCGCGAUAGUAUCUCCUUGGAGAUACAAAAGAGAUUCCCUACACUCCACCGCCUUGCUAUGAACUGUUCCUCAGCUCACUCUGAUAUCUCUACAUACGUCGACGGUAUAGUGCAGGAAAAGCUUCAAAGCGAAGAGCUCAUAGUCGGAGAUUCGAGGCUUAUCGAAGACAUUAAACUGGCAUUGACGGAAGGGGCAGAUGGCAUGUUUCUCUGGGUUGCAUUUCAAGUCGAUGAGCUCAGUUUACAGCAUUGCGACGACGACAUCCGAAAGGCCAUUCAUAACUUGCCCAAAGACUUGGAGGAGACGUUUGAUCGGGCUGUCGGCCGGAUAGUUUCUCGGGGGAACGAAAACAUCGCACAGAGAGUGUUCCGGUGGGUUGCUGCAGCAGCAGAGCCUCUAUCGCUCGAUCAGCUGAAGGAGGUCAUCUUCAUUGAGAUUGGGCAGCAGUACUCAAAGGCAGAGCGACAAUCCAACGGUAUUGACCAUAUCGGUUCGUGGUGCGAAAAUCUCGUCCAUAUCGAUGAAGAGUUUAAAACUGUCCAAUUCGCACAUCGGACCAUUCAACAGUUCUUCUCCAAGAAGCCUUCUACCGCUCGACAUAACCAGUUCUAUUUAGACAUUGAGGAGGCCGAUCACUAUAUUGGUGAGAUAUGCACCACAUAUCUCAACUUUAAUGACUUCAAGACGACUCUAGCUCAACGAUCCAGGCCAUUACGACCUAUUCCACCUGUGGCUAUAGCAAGUACUGCCUUACGACAACAAUGGAAGUCGGUCGCUUCCACCUUUGAGAAAUUUAGUUUGAAGCCUCGGGGAGGCUCAACAGCCGCCAAUGCCAUUGAAUCUCUAGCUAAUUUCCAGCGAGAUGGUACGACAGAGGCGAAUGGCAGGCUACAAAUAGGCCACUCCUUCUUAAGAUAUGCAUCAAAGCACUGGAUCUGCCAUACGGCAAGAUUUCAAAAAGGGAGAUCCAAGACUUGGAGCCUAUGGUGGAAAAUGAUACUUGAAGGGAAUAACCUCGUUGAGCUUCCUUGGGGUGAAGGAUCUUUCAGUACAAGUAUCUCAUUAAUACUGGAGUGGAGCCAUAAAUUCCACCACUACGCUCUCAUACAGCUUAUUUGCCUUAUUGGCAGGCUUUCAACUGAAGAGAGAAAGCGACUUAUGCAGGAUGCAGUGAGUCAAGGCAAUAUUAUUUUACUUGAUAUCGUUCUCGAAGGCGAAAAGCCAGGCUAUCUAAUAGACCGGUCUUAUCUGGCCGCUGCCAAAGGUGGCCAUUUAGACGUCGUUGAAAGGCUCUUGGCCGCUGGAGCUGGAGUAAAUGUUAGAUUUGCUGAACGGACUUGCCGAACUGCGCUACAAUCCGCUACUAUACAUGGCCAUCUAGAAGUUGUUGAAAGACUUUUGGCUGCUGGGGCUAGAGUUGAAACCCCUGCUGAUUUAUAUGGCCAAACUGCUUUAGAGGUUGCUGCCCAAGGCGGCCAUCUGGAUGUUGUUGAAAGGCUCUUGGCUGCUGGGGCUAGAGUCAAUUCGAACGCUGAUUUCUAUGAUGAAACUGCUUUACAGGUCGCUGCUGAAGGGGGGCAUCUGGAUGUUGUUGAAAGGCUUUUGGCCUCUGGGGCCAAUGUCAAUGCUCAACCUCUUCAUCGGAGGGGCCGAGCCGCAUUACAAGCCGCUGCUGCAAAUGGCCAUCUAGAUGUUGUUGAAAGGCUCUUGGCCGCUGGAGCU